This is a messenger RNA of Benincasa hispida (wax gourd), 1636 nucleotides long. RefSeq names its product LisH/CRA/RING-U-box domains-containing protein. Lineage: Eukaryota; Viridiplantae; Streptophyta; Magnoliopsida; Cucurbitales; Cucurbitaceae. The record is from RefSeq and is a predicted model, not a curated record. Gene Ontology annotation, cellular component: nucleus; GID complex; cytoplasm. Gene Ontology annotation, molecular function: ubiquitin protein ligase activity; protein binding. Gene Ontology annotation, biological process: proteasome-mediated ubiquitin-dependent protein catabolic process.
AUUUUUUUAAUCCAACAUUUUUGGUUCAAGGGGGGUGUAUAAUGUAUUCUUAUCACUGAUCGAUUAUGAACAUCGGAAUCUGAUUUUUCAUCGUCAUUCCUACACUUCAAUUUCUUAGUACCUUUCGUCCAAUACAAUUCAAAGUUUUCUCUCCAAAUCCACAUCUCUCCGUGUCCCUCUUUGCGUCUAUGGAGGUCGAUUCCAUUCCCAACGGCUCCGCCACUGAAACCGCCAUGGCAAAUGCCGCCGCCGCAACAAUCACCCCUACACCGUCCAAGUUUACCGGAUUGGCGGAGUCUCUAAAGCUGGAACAUCAGUUUCUUAGGGUUCCAUUUGAGCAUUACAAGAAGACGAUUCGAGCUAAUCAUCGCGUUGCUGAGAAAGAGGUCUCUGCUGUGAUUUCCAGCGUCACUGAAGCCGCCGAUCGCGAUAGCAUGUCAACGGAAGAAGCCGUACAUCACUUCAAUUCGCUUGUAUCCAGAUUGCAGGGGUUGAAAAGAAAGUUGGAAGAGGGCAGUCGCACAGAGCAGAUGCAAGCACAGAAGUGUCGUGCUAGAUUUUCUCAUUUAGAAUCGGCUGAUGCUGAUAAUUUGACGGAAUGGAACAGCACACGCUUGAAAAGGAUCCUUGUGGAUUAUAUGCUGCGGAUGUCGUAUUUCGACACCGCAAUGAAGUUAUCAGAGAGCAGCAAUAUUCAGGAUCUUGUCGACAUUGAUGUCUUUCAAGAAGCCAAAAGGGUUAUUGAUGCCCUUCAGAAUAAGGAGAUAGCACCUGCACUUGCCUGGUGUUCAGAUAACAAGUCGAGGUUGAAGAAGUCCAAGAGCAAAUUUGAGUUCCAAUUGAGGCUUCAAGAGUUCAUAGAAUUGGUUCGAGCUGACAAGAAUAUGCAAGCUAUUGCAUAUGCACGGAAGUACCUUGCUCCAUGGGGAGCUACCCAUAUGAAAGAACUGCAGCGUGUCAUGGCAACUUUGGCUUUCAAGAGUAGUACAGAGUGUGCCGUAUACAAGGUCUUAUUUGAACCAAAGCAGUGGGAUCAUCUUGUGGAUGUAUUUAGACAAGAGUUCUGCAAAAUAUACGGCAUGACGCUCGAGCCAUUGCUAAAUAUUUAUCUGCAAGCAGGCUUAUCUGCUCUUAAAACUCCAUACUGCUAUGAGGAUGAUUGCACCAAGGAAGACCCAUUAUCACAGGAAAGUUUUAGAAAGCUGGCAGUCCCAUUGCCUUACUCGAAGCAGCAUCACUCGAAGCUUGUGUGCUACAUAACGAGAGAGCUCAUGGACACCGAGAAUCCGCCUCAAGUUCUUCCAAAUGGUUAUGUCUACAGCACCAAGGCUCUGGAAAGAAUGGCCAAGGAAAACAGUGGUAAAAUCACUUGUCCAAGAACAGGGUUUGUGUGCAACUACUCAGAGCUGGUGAAGGCAUACAUAUCAUAGAGUUGCAACAUAUUGGUAGGUGGAAAUCACAUUUCCUAUCAUCUCUAUGCUUUGUUUCUUUAUACUUGUGAUUAUGAAUAUGGCCCAUGAAUCUAUGGAAAUAGAUAUUUCAAUGUGGGAUGGGGGAAGUAUAUUUUUACAAAAGAAAUUUCCUUGUAUGUUCCAAGAAUGAUGACAUGUAAAUAAGAAUUAAACAGCUUUGUUCU